AUCAGAGCACGAACACCCUUGCAUCCAAUUGCCUGCCAAGUGCAAAUCUUGACAAGAGAAUCUGCUUUUUUAUUUUUCCUCUUUCUUUCGUGGCUUUGAGAGCAACGACUCUCCUCAUAAAAACUGCAAGCCAACAAACAUCAAAAUCUUUGUUAUUUUCGCUCUCAAAGAUUAUCUCCAUCUCUCUCACAUAGUUUUUGUUGUUUACGCCUGUGUAUGUGCAGUGAGAGCCAGGGAAAGAGAUGGAAGAAGAGAAAUCAUACUCGCAACCCAAUUCUCUGCCAUAUUCCAGCAGUGCAAGAGUUAUCUCAUCGGAAAUUGUGGAGAUAGGAGAGGAUAGUAAGAGUGGUACUUUUGCUAAUUCCAGAGAUUUUGGUGCUAAUGAUGUUUAUGUAGCUGUUGGUAAAGAUGAUUUAGAUGUCCUGAAAUGGGCUCUUGAUCAUGCUGUUUUUCCUGGAGCUCGAGUUUUCCUUGUUCAUGUUUGUCCUCCUGUUACCUUUAUUCCUACACCAGUUGGAAAAUUAUCCAGAAGCCAACUAAGCCAAGAUCAAGUGACAUUUUACAUUAAUGAAGAGCAUAACAGGAGGAGGAAUAUAUUGCAGAAAUACAUUCGCUUGUGUGAUGAUGCUAAGGUGACAGUGGAUACAAUGCUCCUUGAGAGCAGUGAGACUGCCAAAGCCAUACUUGAUCUUAUUCCUGUUCUCAACAUUACCAAUCUUGUCAUGGGAACUACAGGCCUGCCUUGCCCCAGGUUACUGGAGAAAAAAUUGGCAAAAGCAAAAUUUAUCAAGAAGCAUGCUCCAGACUAUUGUCAGGUUACUAUUGUUCACAAUGGCAAGAAAGUUAUGGAUGAUCAGCAGGGAGCAGAGAUGGUGCAUCCAUCUCUCACAUACAAUACUCAAAGACCAGAUAUUACUCGCAGCAGCUCUGAAAGGAAGUUUUUCGAGUGUGUAUGCUUUUCAGUUUGCAGGCGUACGGUGAAGGAUUCAUAAGAUUUUAACAGCUCCAAAAUAGAACAUGUGAAAAACAAAUUACAAUUGGCUAAGGUAAGGCCACAACAAGCACAAACCAAAAAUUCUGGAAGAGAUGUGGUGUGUUCUAAAAAUAAUGGUGCAAGCAGAAGACAACUACUUCUAUUACUAACACUUUUUUAAUUCUUUCUAGGCCUAUAGUUCUGAAUAAUAUAUAAUGUAUUUGACUAUUUGUACCCAAUACAUUAGAAGUCCAACAACACAAAAAUACAAAAUAGGGGGAAAAAAAGCAUGGAACCUGUAGAAUAGAUGAGAGCACUUGGUGGCAGUUCCAUGACUUAAACCUGGUCAUGGGUUGGUUCAGAAUCAAAACCGAUCAAAUCCGUGUUUGACUCAAAUCGUGAAUGAAGCGAAUUCAAAUUGAA
This is a messenger RNA of Hevea brasiliensis (rubber tree), 1396 nucleotides long. Its product is annotated as U-box domain-containing protein 33. NCBI's taxonomy places the organism in Eukaryota, Viridiplantae, Streptophyta, Magnoliopsida, Malpighiales, Euphorbiaceae. The record is from RefSeq and is a predicted model, not a curated record. Bases 243 to 992 code for a protein of 249 amino acids. The transcript is spliced from 5 exons.